Ustilago hordei is the source of this 546-nucleotide messenger RNA. RefSeq lists its product as uncharacterized. The coding region runs from base 1 to 546 and encodes 181 amino acids. The transcript has a single exon. Gene Ontology annotation, biological process: DNA integration. Gene Ontology annotation, molecular function: nucleic acid binding. The record is from RefSeq and is a predicted model, not a curated record. Lineage: Eukaryota; Fungi; Basidiomycota; Ustilaginomycetes; Ustilaginales; Ustilaginaceae.
AUGGCAGAACAGACAGCUGUAUUGCUUAAGACAAAUCUCUUCCCUCUAUUCGGCGCCCCAGACCACAUCAUCUCAGACCAUGGACAACAGUUCAUAUCCAAGUCCUGGUCUGCAUUUGUUAACAGCCUCGGUGCAAGACACUCACCUAGCACAGCUUACCACCCACAGACUGACAGGCAGACCGAAUGGUUAAACCAGGUCAUGGAACAGUACCUUCGAAUGUACUGCAACUAUGAGCAGAAUGAUUGGGCCAAUUUAAUUCACAUGGCGGCAUUUGUGUAUAACAACACUGUGCACACCAGUAUUGGCAUAUCCCCAUUCUUUGCUUGCUAUGGCUGGAAUCCCAAGUCGCACCCAGAGAUACCUGGAAAACUUGGGGUAAACAAUCCAAAGCUUGCUGAAUACUUUGUGGACAAUACUGAUUGCACCAAGUACCUUCAAGAACAAAUCAGACAUGCACAAAGUCGAGUGGUCGACCAAUACAACUGCAAGCGAAAGGACAUUGAGUACAAGGUGGGUGACUUAGUAUAUACAGCUCAUGCGUAA